AGAUUGAAAAGCUGGACUAUUUUUACUAUCUGCCUUUGUUUUUUGAUGGGCUUUGCGAAAUGACUUUUCCAUAUGAGUUUUUUGCUCGUCAAGGAAUCCAUGACAUGCUGGAACAUGGUGGAAACAAGAUUCUUCCUGUCAUUCCUCAGCUCAUUAUCCCAAUAAAAAAUGCACUGAGCCUUCGUAACCGACAGGUCAUCUGCAUCACACUGAAAGUCCUCCAGCACCUGGUGGUGUCAGCUGACAUGGUGGGGGAGGCCUUGGUGCCCUAUUAUCGGCAAAUCCUCCCUGUCCUAAACAUCUUUAAGAAUAUGAAUGUUAAUUCAGGCGAUGGGAUAGACUACAGCCAGCAGAAGCGUGAAAAUGUUGGAGAUCUGAUUCAAGAGACACUGGAAGCCUUUGAACGCUGCGGUGGAGAAACUGCUUAUAUAAACAUUAAAUACAUGAUCCCUACUUACCAGUCGUGCAUAGUAAACUGAGUUGUAUCAAGUGGGAUGAUUCCAUUUGUGUUCCAAAAAAACUGUAUCUGACUCUGUAUGGCAUCUUGUUAGUCAUGCUUUUUUUCUCUACAGCUGCUAAAAUAGUGGCUUCUGGGGCAUUAGAAUGUUAGCACUAUUGUGAACAAGGCUUUCCAAUACAUAAAUAGUGCCUGUUCCUUUGAAUACAAUGGUGUACUGUGCUUGUUUGUUCCCUGAAAGAAUCGCUCCUUUAUAACAGAGCUGACUCGAGCAGGAAUCGGAGUUAAACCUUCACUUGUAUAGACAAUAAAACUAUAAUUUUCAUACGC
This is a messenger RNA of Leptosomus discolor (cuckoo roller), 787 nucleotides long. The record is from RefSeq and is a predicted model, not a curated record. Lineage: Eukaryota; Metazoa; Chordata; Aves; Leptosomiformes; Leptosomidae.